Galeopterus variegatus (Sunda flying lemur) is the source of this 1254-nucleotide messenger RNA. RefSeq names its product RCSD domain containing 1 (gene RCSD1). Gene Ontology annotation, molecular function: actin filament binding; phosphatidylinositol phosphate binding; retromer complex binding. Bases 1 to 1254 code for a protein of 417 amino acids. The transcript is spliced from 7 exons. Gene Ontology annotation, biological process: retrograde transport, endosome to Golgi; skeletal muscle contraction; protein localization to endosome. The record is from RefSeq and is a predicted model, not a curated record. Gene Ontology annotation, cellular component: early endosome; WASH complex. Lineage: Eukaryota; Metazoa; Chordata; Mammalia; Dermoptera; Cynocephalidae.
AUGGGGCUGCAGGAGGAGGCCUGUGAAAGACCAGCAGAGACCAAUGCCCGUGUAGACAACUCGGCGCCCCCCUCGGUGGCCCAGCUGGCUGGGCGGUUUAGGGAGCAGGCAGCUGCAGCAAAGGAGACACCAGUCAGUAAACCAACAAGAAGGAAACCGCCCUGUUCCCUCCCUCUGUUCCCCCCCAAGGUAGAGAUGGGCCAGAAUGGAGAGGAGAAAUCACCACCCAAUGCGAACCACCCUCCAAAAAUCAAGGUGAAGAGCUCACCUCUGAUUGAGAAACUUCAGGCCAAUUUAACCUUUGAUCCCGCAGCUCUGCUGCCAGGGGCCUCACCUAAGAGUCCCGUACUCAAGGCCACGGUGUCGCCAUUUCACAGCCCACCUUCUACCCCCAGCAGCCCUGGAGUAUGGUCUCGGUCCAGCGAGGCAGAAGAGGUACCUGUCAGCUUCGACCAGCCGCCUGAAGGCAGUCAUCUGACCUGUUACAACAAGGUGCGGACGAGGGGCUCAAUAAAAAGGCGCCCUCCCUCCAGGCGAUUCCGAAGGUCUCAGUCAGACUGUGGGGACCUUGGAGAUUUCAGGGCCGAGGAGUCAUCUCAGGAGAAUGGUGACAAGGAAGAGAAUGGGGAUGAGGUGUUCCAGUCCAAGAGCAUGACCCCAGGGUCCCCUCCAUCCAGCGAGGGGGCAGUGGGAGAGGGUGUGAAGAGAAGCCUGGGGCCUGCUGAAAAGCCCCCUCUGAGGAGGACAUCCAGCAGGACAGAGAAGCAGGAGAAGGACAGAGCCACAGAGGAAGCCAAGCAAUGCGAGAAGGCUGGGCGGAACGCAGAAGAGGAGAACGGCCGGUGUCCGGCCCAGGAAGGGGCCCUGGAACCACGACAAACCUGCAGCCCAGAGGCUGAGAAUGGGUGCAGGAGCCCCGGGGAGGAAGAACCAGCUGGAGAGUCUGCAGAGGUGAAGGGGGAGAGCAUGAGAAAAGAAGAGGAUAGGCCCAGAGAUGAGAGCCAAGACACAAAGAAGCCGGAGGAGGGAGCUGUGCGGGAGACCCCCCUGAGUGCCCCUGGAGGGAUGGAGGGUGGCAACGUCCCUGAGCAGGAGAAAGGCAAGCAGAAGCAAGAGGAGGGGGCAGCUCCGGAGCCCAGCUGCAGCCCCGAGACCAGCCACACCCAGCUGGAGACUGGCAGUGAGGUCCCCAAGGCAGAGGUCUUCCCUGGAUCUAGUAGAGGCAGCAUCCACCAGUACAUCCUCAGACACUAG